AUGCCUGCAUAUCACUCUAUCUUCUUGGAGGACCGGGAUGUUCCCGGAACUUCCCUAUCUUGCCCCUCCGUACUCGGACUCGUGGUCCCGCAUACACCUUGCCCGCACUUCCCCCCCAAUACUGCCGACAUCGAUGUUGCCCCAGACAAUGAGUCCUACGACUGCGUUGAUGAGAUUCUAUCGCUUUUCCGCGCCAACGUCUUGUUCCGAAACUUUGAGAUCAAUGGUCCAGCUGACCGAAUGCUCAUCUAUGGUACUCUCUUCGUCAGCGACUGCCUCGGGAAGGUGAAGCCAACAAUGAGUGCCCGUGAUGCGGAGAAGGCUUUGAUCAAUGCUGCGCUUGAAAGCUUCGCUAUUCCUGGUGAUGUGUCCUUCCCGCUUAACCAGGCCUUUGAGCCCCCACGCGACCGCCAAGAUGCGGAGAGUUUGCGAGCAUAUGUUUCCCAAGUACGACAAGAGAUUGCUGUACGGUUACACGCGAGAUUAUACCCCGGUGGAGUGGGCCCGUCGAAGUUCUGGUUGAGCUUCACCAAGCGAAAGUUCAUGGGGAAGAGCCUGUAG
This is a messenger RNA of Penicillium malachiteum, 561 nucleotides long. RefSeq names its product actin-related protein 2/3 complex subunit 3. The transcript is spliced from 6 exons. Gene Ontology annotation, cellular component: Arp2/3 protein complex; cytoskeleton. The record is from RefSeq and is a predicted model, not a curated record. NCBI's taxonomy places the organism in Eukaryota, Fungi, Ascomycota, Eurotiomycetes, Eurotiales, Aspergillaceae. Gene Ontology annotation, biological process: regulation of actin filament polymerization; Arp2/3 complex-mediated actin nucleation. The coding region runs from base 1 to 561 and encodes 186 amino acids. Gene Ontology annotation, molecular function: actin filament binding.